CAACACGUACCAAGCUAGAUUUUAAAUUAUCAUUUCAAUAAGACUGUUUUUUGGAGGGUUUUUUUAUCUCAGCGAAUUAUAUCGACCUUAAAAACGCACAUGCAUUCAUGCACGUAGUGGUCAGUUAUCGAUCAGUGUAAGGGUCAAGAAAUAUAAUGUUGAGUGGUUCGACACCACGCAACAACAGAGUGAGAUUUCAUCAUUUUAAUACGACAAGUACAGUUGGCAAAGUUACAAUAUAUAUUUUUUUUAAAUUUGAAUAUUGCGAGAUACUUUUUUUAUCAAUUGUAGGUUUGCAAGUUGUGCGGGAACUUGAACUUUUUCAAGAAUGACGAUGAAUGUACGACCAGUCAUGGAGACAGCCGAGUUGAGAUGCUACACAAACGCAGCUGGUCGUUACCCUGGUAGUGGCCUGGGGGCGCGGGGGUCGGCCCGAGACGCUGGGGGUAUGGAGGGCCGCGGCAUCAUCCUGCUAGUCGUGUGCGGACUGUACGCCGUGUUCCUGUUCCUUGCGGCACGUGCGGUCUCUUACGCGUUCUCAAAGAUAACAGCCCCCGUGAGAGCUGUAUGCUUUAAAAGGCAAAUCACCGAGGCAAAGGUUGUUGCAUACGACGACAACAACAACUUCGUGGCACGAAAGCACGUGCGCCAGCAGCCGAGAACGAUAUCACAUGGCUGAGAUCACAUUUUCACGCAUGGAGUUUCUUGUGUACAAAAUACAGCCAUCGUUCAUGUUUUGUAAAUUUUGAACUUUAAUGGCUCUUGGGCAUAGCGUUCUGCGUGUUUUAUUCUAACGGCAGCUUAGCUUGUGGAUAGUCUACCGGCUUCAACAUUUGGUUACGCAAUUGUGUUAAAUGUUUUCACCGACAAGGCCACACGAACACAUCGUUUAUCUCUAGCCACGUCGAAUGAACUCAAUCCUCAUGAUGGGUCAUGGUAAUGUGUAUAUGCCCUAGAUAUUGCGACCUCUCCCGAUAUGGUCAGUGAAGGGCGAUUAUUGCCCUGCCUACUAUUCGACCAACUCGCGUCCAACAACUGUUUCAACACAUUUCAAGGCUCCCGUGUUAUCAUUGCAAGCCUUGAAUUUCAGGACAACCAUCAAAUGUUUACUCACUAGUGCAAAUCUCAGGGACAUGGUAUUUCAGUUUUAUAUUCAACCAUCACAAAGUUCAGGGUUAAAGCAAUACUGUUAAGUAAUGUUUAAAUAAACGAGUUUUCGUGUUUAUAUCACGUAACUUUUAUACGUGCGUGCAUCCGCACACCAAAUCUGAAAUUGUGAAUAUGACGGUCGAAUAAAUAUAUAUAUAAAUACUCUCUGCAUUAGAUACUGUAAAGUAUUUGUUUCAAUAACGGGCCAGUUGUGAAGUGUUUGUUUCAAUUAAGGGUCAGUUGUGAAGUGUUUGUUUUAAUUAAGGGCCGGUUGUGAAAUGUUUGUUUCAAUUAAGGCACGUCUGCGAAACAAUGAGACGCCUUCUUUGAUUAGCAGCCUUACUCCCGACCUUACUGUUACCGUGAUUGUCUGUGUUGUCUGUACAAAGUACAAUAUAGCCUGUUGUUACUGUUAUUAUUUUAUAGUUUAAAUAGACGAUGCAAUUGUCUGAAAUAAAUAUAAAAACUUA
Messenger RNA from Mya arenaria, 1619 nucleotides. RefSeq lists its product as uncharacterized. The record is from RefSeq and is a predicted model, not a curated record. Lineage: Eukaryota; Metazoa; Mollusca; Bivalvia; Myida; Myidae. The transcript is spliced from 3 exons. Bases 329 to 679 code for a protein of 116 amino acids.